ACCCUGUUUUAAAUGUCUGCUUUAUUUGUUCCUCUUACCAAUUGUCAACUGCCUCAAGAGCGGGAUGAGAGAUUUGGCCAUGUCAGUGGCAGGUUUGAAGCAACUACUUGAUCAGGAAACUUCAUUCAUACACGAACUAGAAGCCUAUUCAAAUGCUUUGCAGUUGAAGAUUAAUACAAUUGAAAGUUUCAUAGAUGAAGUGCGUUCCAAGAAGAUAGAAUGGGAGCAAAAUGCAGAAGAAUAUGUUGCUCAUCCCCUAAACAGUUUUUCGCUUAUAAGACGCAUGCAUGAGGAUUGGAGAUACUUUGAGCUGUACAUGUCAGAGCCAGUCGGCAAAGUUCACACCGAUAAUGUUAAGCGACUGUCUAAAGAAAUGGCCCCUCGCCAUGUGGACCUGGAUGACGCAAUGAUGGCUAUUAUACGUCUGCAAUAUUACUACGAAUUGGAUGCGGCAAAUCUAAUCAACGGUCUAAUCAAUGGCAGGCAAUACAAUUCCCAACUAACUGUGCUGGAAGCCUUUAGUAUGGCUCAAUUUUGCAUUAGACAGCGACUACAUGAGUACGCCAUCAAUUGGUUUAAGGAAUCGCUCAAACUAUAUGACAACAUUAAAAAUUACGAGCUGUGCGAGUUAGUUUAUAAUCUAACAGCGUCUAAGGUAUACGGAGAUUAUGCAAACUUGCUUUUAUACAAAGGAUAUAAUGUGGAUGCUUUAAAUUUGCUCAACAAAGUUGCCGACUUGAAUGUUGACCUUUGGCUAACACGAAGACCUGUGGAAGAGUCUGCUUUUUAUAUUAACGCUAGUCCCCAGUUUAUUAAGGAUUCUCGAUCUCCCGUGCAAACUGGUUGCGCUGACCAGUUUCCAGCUUCAACAAAAUUUACUUGUCAUUUCCAACGCGAUUUCUCGCAUUUUCUAAGAUUGGCGCCACUUAAAGUGGAAACCCUCAGCCUGGAUCCCUACGUGGUUAUAUUUCACGAUGUCAUUUACGAUAGGGAAAUUCAAGAGCUUAAGUCCAUAGAGUUAUCAACUUUAAGACACGAUCGUUCUGAAAAUCCUAAAAACUCCAUGAAAUACGUAACUUUGGAAAAGAAAAAGAAUGAUGUGCUCAACUACCGGAUUAAGGACAUGACGGGUAUGCAAAUAGGCAGGGACAAGGAUUUUUUGCUUAUGAACUAUGGUCUGGGUGGACAUAUUAAAUUGCAUUUAGAUGAACAACCGCUGGAACUUGUUGAUAGCGUGACGUCUAUAAUCUUUUUCCUGAGUGAUGUGACGCAAGGUGGCGCCACAGUAUUCCCGAAUCUUAGCAUCUCCGUCAAGCCUAUAAAAGGCACCGCUCUACUCUGGCACAAUAUGAACAAUAAGCUGAGUGAUGAUUAUAGGACUGAGCACACAUCAUGCCCAGUUCUAGUGGGAUCCAAGUGGACUCUCGUCAAAUGGCUUCACGGAGGAACACAAGUGUUGUCAUGAACCAUGUUCCAAGUUUUGAUAUUUUCAGAUUAAAAAU
Drosophila innubila is the source of this 1502-nucleotide messenger RNA. RefSeq names its product prolyl 4-hydroxylase subunit alpha-2. Lineage: Eukaryota; Metazoa; Arthropoda; Insecta; Diptera; Drosophilidae. The transcript is spliced from 8 exons. Gene Ontology annotation, biological process: peptidyl-proline hydroxylation to 4-hydroxy-L-proline. Bases 65 to 1465 code for a protein of 466 amino acids. Gene Ontology annotation, molecular function: L-ascorbic acid binding; iron ion binding; procollagen-proline 4-dioxygenase activity. The record is from RefSeq and is a predicted model, not a curated record. Gene Ontology annotation, cellular component: endoplasmic reticulum.